AACUUUAUGGCAAGAGACAUAAGCAAAGUUUUCGAAUGAAAUUAAUAAACAGCUAAAAACAGCAACACACCCUCACCUCUGCUUGGCUUCAGACUGCGACGACACAAUGAGUAUUGUAGCAACUAGAACUUGUUACUAAGGAAACCGUAUCCAAGGGCAACAGUUGCUAAACAAAUCAGCCAAGCAGCCAUUUGCACCAGAGUUCUCCAAACUCAAUUAUUUCAGUUAUUUCAAGCAAGUUGGAUUUCGAUUUAUUUUAUAAUUUUAUUUUUUUAUUUUUAGUCAUAAUGACAGAUAUGUUUCCUGCCGAAAGUAUUUAUAAUCUUAUACCCCGAGAGGAGGUUAAAGUUACCAAACAGCCGAGACACACGUCAAAGUUUCGGGAAACUGUCAAAGAAGAAACCCAAAGGCACAAAGCUCCAAACAAAACCAUGGGACCAGUUAAAGUAGAUGUCCCUUCUCCAGAAAAGUUCUUGCAGAAACACUCAAAGGAACCAAAACUUGCUAACACUACUGAAGGUGGACUACUUGAGACACCAUUAAAAAAGCUGUGUGAUGAUCAGAAGAAACCUCGAGUACCACUCAGAACCGAUCACCCAGUCAUGGGGAUUCAGACCAAGAAGAACUUCAUCAAAACCAAUGCCGUUGAAACGAUUAUGUCAGUGCCAAAGAAGCCCCAACCAAACUAUGUGGACACAAGAAGAGGAGACAAGCAACUUCUGGACACUUCAGGACUUGUUCCAAAAUUCACAAAUAAAAAGGACUAUGGACAGACUCCUGAAUAUCUGAUAAAGCGAAAUGAAGAGGUGCAGAAGGCCCAGGAAGAGUAUGAUGCCUAUAUAAAGGAGCGGAUUCUACAAGGAUCAAUGAAGCAGCUCUCUGAUGAAGAAAGGGAUGCAGUUCUCCAGGGUCUAAAGAAGAACUGGGGGGAGCUCCAUCACCAAUACCAGGGCAUCUCUGUAGUAACUGACACAACACCAAAGAAGUACCGCAAGGAAAGACUGGAGACAGAGAUGAAACAGCUGGAGAAAGACAUUGAUAUGAUUGAGAGACACAAAACGAUCUACAUUGCAAAUAGAUGACUUUCCACAGGGUUCUGUGUUAAAUAAGUGCUAUCAUGUGUAAUAAUAAAUCAUACAAUCCAAAGUAAAUAAAGUUAAAGUUAUUUUAAAUCAAUGAUACCACCUAUUGUUACAGUCAAGUAUAUUUUCCAAAUGAGCUGUGGUUCAUACUGGAUGUUACAUAGGUACUGCAAGUGGGAACCAGAUGAACCAUUAUUUAUAACCAUGUUUUUAUUGUAUUCUUUUUAUCUAACAUAGCUAGUAGUCCUGCUGUAUGCAACCAAAAAAUUGACUACACAGGGGAUGCAAUCAGUAACAUAUUAGUCCCAUUAAUAAACUG
This is a messenger RNA of Acipenser ruthenus (sterlet), 1401 nucleotides long. Its product is annotated as enkurin-like. Lineage: Eukaryota; Metazoa; Chordata; Actinopteri; Acipenseriformes; Acipenseridae. The transcript has 6 exons. The record is from RefSeq and is a predicted model, not a curated record. Bases 288 to 1082 code for a protein of 264 amino acids. Gene Ontology annotation, molecular function: calmodulin binding. Gene Ontology annotation, cellular component: acrosomal vesicle.